AAAGUGAAAAGCCCCCCCAGGCGCGGCGAGGAGUCAGAUGGACUUACGGACAAGUGACUCGAAGGCUAUUGAAGCGAGCGAACAAUAGGAAGCUAGGGCUGGAGCGACGAGUACUAUUGUUGUGAGAGUCUCUCUGGUCGCUAUUGUCCUUGUCGCAAAAUUUUGGCUAUGGGUGUUUUUUUGGUCAAUCAGCGCGGUCUCCAAGUCAACACUGAAACUGCUGUCGCGCAGGCGCAAACCCCACAUCGAGCUGCUUCAAUUGGAUUUUUUUUCGUGCAGCUUGUCACCGCCCGCCGCUUGGGGUCUGGGCACCCGCAUCUUCCCCACAUUUGCCUGCCGGAUAAGCACAGACUAGUCCCAUCUUGUGCUAGCUCCCGUAUCGCAAACUCUCGCUCCUCACUGGUCCAAACUCCAGGUACCUUUCGUUCAGUUGCUGGCCGGCAUCUCACGUGAGCUGCUGCCGGGGACCGGCCCCAAUUGGAAACUUUUUCGGGUGAUAGCGAUAGGGCGCAUCAGCUCGCAACGACGCUAUACCGAGUCCCUUGGGUAUCUCCAGCUGCCUCCCACAGCUCACCCUGCGCUUCCAAGAGUCGGGCCUGGUCCAUUGAACAAGAGGAGCCCCCAAAAAGUCGUCAAGAUGAGGUGCGAGCGUAGGAUAUUACGCUAUCAUUCCUUGAAGCGUGGCCGCGUAAGACAAACAUGGAACAAAUACAAUCUGUUCAACCUCUUCCGGAUGAGGGAUAGGAAGGGUAACUUUGGCACCUUCUUUCAGCAAAAAUGGCACGCCAAAGCUGCCACCCGUGCCUAUCACGGCGAGCAUAUCAAGGAGAAGCAGUGGGAGCGCAUGUUCAGCAGGAGGCUGCUCUCGGCCGUCAACAUGGACCCAGCAUACAUGGCCAAAUACGACGGUAGCGAGCAGGCAGCUGGUCGUGGUUCUGGACGUGACGUCAAGCCAGGGAGGUCCGAAAAGAAUGUCGCCCGCAACACUGGAAAUGCCGAGGGCAUGACACCCUAUAUGCAGAUGACCUUUGCUCCCCAAGAGCGUCGUCUCGAUAUUUCCGUUUUCCGAGCUCUGUUUGCCAGCAGUGCGAGGCAGGCCCGCCAGUUCGUUAUUCACGGUGCCGUCAAGGUGAACGGGAAGAAGAUGCAACAUCCCGGAUAUCUCCUAAACCCAGGUGAUCUCUUCCAGGUCGACCCGGAAAAAGUAAUGAUUGCCACCGGCCGCAAGAAGACCUCCAAGUCCGAGUCGUCCAGCACACCAAAGACACCCACAGCCGAAGAGGAUGCCGAGCCCGCCGAAGAAACCGCCGAAGCCGCUGAGCAGUCCGCCGAAGAGCUCAGCCCCGAACAACUCAAAGCUCAACAUCUCGACGGGUUGAAACAACUGCACCAGCAUGCCAGGAAGAUCAUCGAGGAGAACAAGGAUAAGCUCUCAGGCGGCCACAAGAAGGAGAUCCGUGAGCUCUCCAAGAAGAUCAAGGAGGCCAUGAACAGAGCCCGCAAAGUAGGCACCGAUGUUCAGGAAACCGGCGACGACAUGGAGAACCUGGCCUCCCUCAUGUCCGAACUGGAACUCACCCCCGCCGAGCGCGCAGAGCUUCGGCAACAGCAACAAGCGGAAGCCCCUGCCGCCGAGGCACCCACCAACCCCUCCACCCCCGACUACCCACAGCUCAGGACAAGAACGCCAGUACCAACAGCUCAAACCAAAUUCGACAUGGUCGAGUCCCAGAUUCUCAAGCGUCUGCUCGAGGAGGAGAAGAUCAACCCAUGGGACCCCUCCAAGCCAUAUGCCACCCCGUGGAGGCCCCGCCCCUACAUGUCCGCAUUUGCGUUCAUCCCCCGGUAUCUUGAGGUCAACCCCAAGAUCUGCGCCGCUGUCUACCUCCGUCAUCCGGUUGCUCGCCCGGGCAAGACUGAGAUUCCCACGCCAUUCAACAUGCACACCUCGCAGUUGGCUUUCAACUGGUACUUGAGGAGACGUUGAGCUAGUGGUAGAGGCGCAGGGCGAUGUGUGUAAUAUAUGUAGAAGGGAUGAUAUUACAGGAUAGGGAAAGACAAAAUAGGGGUUAUGCACAUGUUUGCUUGGGGUGGGUAAAAGGACUGGGAACCAAAAGGACAUGAUGUGUAUAGAGAUGCAUUUGGUUGGCUCAAGGGCGGAGUCAACAAGGGCGGAGGAGAGUACAGUUGUACGUGAUGUAUUCUAAAUGUACAAUAAAAACAACCAUCCGAUACCAAAACUCAUGAAGCCGUGCCCACACAUGGCUCAAACGUGGCUCCCCCCUCACAGGCAGUGAUAUC
Molecule: messenger RNA, 2301 nt
Organism: Podospora pseudocomata
Lineage: Eukaryota; Fungi; Ascomycota; Sordariomycetes; Sordariales; Podosporaceae
Exons: 3
Coding region: 638-1987 (449 amino acids)
Biological process (GO): ribosomal small subunit biogenesis
Cellular component (GO): mitochondrial small ribosomal subunit
Molecular function (GO): rRNA binding; structural constituent of ribosome
Source: RefSeq, a predicted model, not a curated record